Pectinophora gossypiella (pink bollworm) is the source of this 1010-nucleotide messenger RNA. RefSeq lists its product as uncharacterized. The record is from RefSeq and is a predicted model, not a curated record. Bases 212 to 640 code for a protein of 142 amino acids. NCBI's taxonomy places the organism in Eukaryota, Metazoa, Arthropoda, Insecta, Lepidoptera, Gelechiidae. The transcript has 3 exons.
AUGAGACUCCCGAUAUUUCGACACUGUUGCAAGUGCCAUGAUCACGGGAUGACUGAUUAGAUUGGAGUGGAGUAGGUAGAUACAUACAUAGCGUGCGGUUUGUCGUAGUGAGUUUGGUGCGAGUUCAGAUGGUUCCGAACAUUCCGAUAUCAAAAACAUAAAAAAGCGGCAAAGAAAGAGGGUAGACAGAUAUGUGUGCCCGUAGAAAAUUAUGGAUCUACCUACUCCACUCCAAUCUCAUCAGUCAUCCCGUGAUCAUGGCACUUGCAACAGUGUCGAAAUAUCGGGAGUCCCAUAUCCCCAUUUAAACGCGUCGAAAAAGAAGGUGAAACGGAAGAUACCGAAGAUAGUGUGUCCGGAAGCCAAAAGACCUAAAAACAUGGACACCCUAUGCAAGAUUUUUGUGACCACGGCUCAGGAUUGCUGUGUCUGUAUCAAAGUCCUGUUCUACUACUUCUCAGAGAUAUGCCGUAUGGUAACGUGCCUGCAACACGGAAAGAGGCCGACCACCAAUUUCAGUAAUUUAUUUUGCCAACUUGGUGACGUCACGAUUCGGUUGUUUAAGGACGUCUAUACAUUAGCAAAGUUCGCCUAUAGGCAUGUCCGUAAAUUCUACCACAAAAUUGAGAAAUGUCUCUAAAAGGCAAACGUUUAUGGUCGCCGUACGGUCACGAGCAUUAAUAUGCACUUUGGUACCGCGUCACAUUAACUUUUUUGACAAAUUGAACUGUAAGUCUUACUAAAUGUCAAAUAUGUUAGUGCGACAGAGUCCUAAAGUGGGUACAUUAUAUUGCUCAUGACUGUACAGUACACUCCACUUUUAACAACAUCUAAGAGUGGUAUUAAUAAACUAAUCUCAGCUGAGACUGCCCUCAAGAUCAUGCUCAAGUCUCUGUUUUUAUAUGAGAACUGUGAAAUUGACAUGAUCUUGCGGGCAGUCUCGAAGCUGAGAUUAGUUUAUUAAUACCACCCUUAGAAUACAAGUUUCAGUGUCUUGUGGUCAAAGCCGC